CUCUAACAUAGUUUGUCCCACAGUUUGUCCCAGGGUGGCUCACAGGUUUGUUCUACAUGGACUGCAGCUGUCCCAACAUCUUGCCAACUAUAUCUUUAUAUAGAGUCACAACUGGAUCUCUAAAAGGUCUUGACUGAAAUACCCACGUUUUAAAGAUUGAAAGGGUCUUCUUUUAAGGAUCUCAUGACGAGUUACAGUAACGGUGGAGUUUUUAACCCAGCCUACCAUGACAGUGAGACAUUGGAAAUUGACAAGAGGUCCAGGAAACACCAGCACGCCAAUCCUUAUGCAAGAGAAAAUCCACACUGGUGGGGGGAGAAUGCUGAGCCCAGAGAUGAUACUGAAUGGGGAGCACCCACGGAUGAAUGGACUGGGACAGAAAACUUCCCCAUGGGGCUCAUUUCGCCACGCCAGGGAAGUUCUCACUGGCAGCAUAACCUCAAUCACAGCACAUUUCACAUUGACCCAGAGUCUCAGUAUGAUCGACCAUCACCUGUUGGACCUUAUUCUUCAAGUUCAGUAGGCAACAUGACAAUGAGAUGGAGAGGAAUAGCAAUGCGACGAAUGAGUAUGUUUCCUGAUGCUGAUCCUGCCCAUGCAGCUUUCACAGAAGAUGCCAUCAAGAGUGAGAUGGAAAAUGAGGAGCAAAACCUUGUCAAGGAGCUUGUUGCUCUGUCAACAACAGAUCAAAUCAGGAAGAUUCGGGAGCUACCGAUGAGCUUUGAAGAGAAGAAACAUGUCAGGACUCAAGUAAUGGCAUUCAAAUCUUCAAAACCGUCUCACCAGUUUACACGUUUAUCGGAUUGCUCCAGAAAUAUAUCACUGUCUAUACGAAGGUGUGGUUACAGUAUAAAAUCAGCAAGGCAGACCCUGGAGCUUUGGCAUGGCAUCAUGAAAGAGAUCGGAGGCAAAUUUGGCUCCAGUGUUCUCAACUAUUUUGUGCUUCUGAAAUGGCUUCUCAUGUUCAACAUUUUCUCCUGCCUGGUCAACUUUGGCUUCAUUACCAUCCCACUUCUUGUUUCUGACGACACACCCAACAUUCCCUCAAAAGUGGGCUUUAGAGGACUGGAGUUACUGACUGGAGCUGGAUAUUUCAACUAUACUAUCAUGUAUUACGGGAGCUACAGCAAUGAAACACUUAAUGGGCGGGUGGAUUACAACAUGCAGCUGGCCUAUUUCUUCACAAUCGCUGUCUAUAUGGUGCUGUGUGGAAUCGUGCUCAUUUUCAGCAUGGCAAGCUCAUUUAAGAAAAACUUUGCCUUGGCAAACCCAGCUUCAAAUAAUGCGUGGCAGCUUUUAUGCAGCUGGGAUUUCAGUAUAACCAAUGAGAGAGCAGUAAACCAGCGCAAGAACAACCUUCGAGUCCAGCUAAAGGAGUCUUUAUCAGAAAAGGCACACAGAGAGCGACAAACAGUUUCUCAAAAACUGAAGCACUAUGGGAUUUAUAUUAGUUCCUGGCUACUCUCCACCAGUUUAGCUGUUGGCUGUGGAGUGAGCAUCUUUUAUCUCUGCCAAUAUGAAGAUAAGCAGGCUGUAGACACUGAAACUUGGUCCCUACUUCAGGAAGCCGAGACACUCCUAGUUCCUUUCGUAGUGUCUUUGAUGAAUAUGGUCAUUCCCCUAUUCUUCUCCCUCUUCAACAAGUUUGAACACUUCUCCAACCAGCGCAAACAGAUUUAUGCCAUGUUGUUCAGAAAUGUCAUACUCAGGAUGUCCAUUUUGAGUGUUUUGUGCUACUACUGGAUAUAUAUGGUGCCUCAGAAAUUCACCUGCUGGGAGCCCAUGGUUGGGCAGGCUGUGUACCGUUUGGUCAUUGUUGAUUUCAUUUUUCUGAUGUUGGGAUCCUUCUUUGGAGAGUUUCUUAGCAAUGUGAUUGGGACCACGUUACAACCACGUCUAGGUGUACCAGAGUUCGACGUAGCCAGAAAUGUCCUGGAAAUCAUCUACGCCCAGACUCUAGUCUGGAUUGGAAUCUACUUCUCUCCUCUGCUACCUGUCAUCCAGAUUUUCAAAUUCUUCAUCUUGUUUUACUUAAAAAAGGUGAGUUUGACUCGGAACUGCCAGCCUCCACAACGAUCAGGCAGGGCAGCUCAAAUGAAAACCAUCUUCAUCUUUCUCCUCUUCUUCCCUUUCUUUGUCGGAGCACUAUCAAUAGUUGCAUACACUGCCUGGAGUCUGACCCCCUCUGAGCAGUGUGGCCCUUUCCGGGGACUCAACAGCACCUUCAGUGUGAUUGGAGAAUGGAUAGAUGAGGUGGACAAAAUUCCUGGUUCUGAGUGGGUUGUGUGGAUCUAUCAAAACGUCAUCAGGAGUGAAAUCUUCUACUUUCUUGUCACACUCAUCAUCCUUGUCAUCAUAUACAUCUUCUGGCAGCUCACUCAGGGCCGCAAGGAGCUCAUCAUUCUUCUGAGACAGCAGAUUGUUAAUGGGAGUGAAGACAAGUCCUUUCUGUUAGACAGGCUGCAGAACCUCCAGAAAUCUGAUCCUAAACAUAAUAAACAGAAAAAACAGACAACACACACAAAACAACAUUCAGCUGAGCAUUCCAGUGGAAGGCAGUCCCAUUCAAACGCAGUGGUUCAGGUUCUACUCGCUCGCCAACAGCUGGAAGAAGAGGAGAGACGCAGUGCCAGUGGGGUGGCAGUUCCGUCGGACAUUUCCACCUCUGACGCCAUGAUGCAGGCCAUGCUGGCCCGUCAGAAAGCUGAGAGACAGGAUGAAAAUUUUUACAAGAUCCCCAAUGAAUACCCUCCAUCCCUUGAUGCGGUCGCACUGAGCAUGGCAGCCAGACAGAGGGCCGAAGAGGAGGAUGAAUACUGGAGCAUGACUGACUUUAAUCAAAGUAACCCAGUUAACAGAUUUGGCAUGCAAGCCAGAGAAAGAGCUGAAGGCAACAGAGAAGAUGAUCCAAACGAUGCCUUGUCCCCAGUAUCAAGUGUAAUGAUUCAAGUCAUGCAAGCCAGGCAGAGAGCAGAGGAAGAGGAAAGGAGUCAGUCGACCCGUGCUCCUGGGCAAAACCCAGCUCCUUCUGGCUCCAGUGCUCUCAUCCAGGCCAUGUUAGCACGGCAGCAGGCACAAAAUGAAUAUGAUGAUGGUUACUGAUCAAAAGCCUCAGACUUUAUCUUUCCACAUAAACAAUGUUUGAAUACAUUUGUAGGGUAACAAUCACAUAUUGUGUUAUGAUUAAUUUACAUUAAGUCAGAUAUUUCUCUAGACUGAAACUCAUUCAAAACACAAGAGUUACUGCAACAAGUCAAUAAGAGCUGCAGGUUUAUAGAAGUAUAUAUUGUAUUUGUGAGUUGUAAUGUAUUUCCCAUGUUUGUAGAAAUGAACAUAUAGAAAUGAACAGUGGGGUUUAUCAUGUGCCAUUUUAAGUGCAAUUUAUUAAAACUCUUAAUAUAUUAUAACAGCCUACACUAUUGUUGGCUAUCAAUAACUGUUACCUCACAGAAAAUUAAACAGUCGUGUGUCUUGCAUGAACAGAUUAAGACUAUUUGAUUUUAUUUAACUUGAUUAUCAACUUUGAACAGUAGAGCAAAAUUUCAAAUAUUUAAUUGCAAGAACUCUUAUUUUUUUCAUUUGUUAUAUAUUUUAAAAAAAUAAACUGAGGGAAAAAAAAUACAUACAAAGAUUCUGGAGAUAAAGCAGCUUAUCCUGUUUUAGUUUUCAAAAGUUUAGAAAGGUCUGAAAAAGAAGUGAAAGUAAUUGAAAUGCAGCAUACAAGAAUGCUUAUGUAAAGAAAAGAAAAAUGUAAUUAUUCUGUAAAAAGUAAACAAUAUGAAAUGUAAAGUUAAGUGGUUUGGUACAUAAACUACGUUUUGCAGAGA
Girardinichthys multiradiatus is the source of this 3827-nucleotide messenger RNA. It is a transcript of the gene tmc5, whose product is annotated as transmembrane channel like 5. Gene Ontology annotation, molecular function: mechanosensitive monoatomic ion channel activity. The record is from RefSeq and is a predicted model, not a curated record. The transcript is spliced from 21 exons. The coding region runs from base 184 to 3102 and encodes 972 amino acids. Gene Ontology annotation, cellular component: plasma membrane. Lineage: Eukaryota; Metazoa; Chordata; Actinopteri; Cyprinodontiformes; Goodeidae.